Misgurnus anguillicaudatus (oriental weatherfish) is the source of this 4049-nucleotide messenger RNA. RefSeq names its product janus kinase and microtubule interacting protein 2 (gene jakmip2). Gene Ontology annotation, molecular function: microtubule binding; kinase binding. Lineage: Eukaryota; Metazoa; Chordata; Actinopteri; Cypriniformes; Cobitidae. The record is from RefSeq and is a predicted model, not a curated record.
ACAGCAGCGUGAGGAGGGCGGGGUUACGCAGCAUCACCGCUGCCCGUCGUUUCAUUGUACGGCUGCUGAUGCUGAGAGGUCGCGUAAAGAAACCGUAGAGCCAUGAUUGAAGAUUUGAGGUUUGCAAGCCAUGGCACAUCGUUGAGGAUUGUUCUCUAGAUAUUCUGACGUGAAGGAUAAUGAGGAAAAGACGGAACUGGAAGCAUCAGUUAAACUGGAAGUGAUGGAUGUUUAAAGAGUGUUUGAUGAACACUGAAUCUGACCCAAUGGCAAAGAAAGGUCGCGGCAAGGGCGAGAAGCCUGAAGCCCUCAUCUCUGCCCUACAGGCGGCCAAUGAGGAUCUCAGGUCCAAACUCACUGAUAUUCAAAUUGAACUGCAUCAGGAAAAAUGCAAGGUGACCAAGCUGGAGCGAGAGAAGGUCCAGGAGGGCAAGCGUAUUCGCGAGCAGGAGCAGCACAGGCACACGGUGGCGUUGACGGAGCAGCGAGCGCGCUGGCACGAAGAGAAGCUAAAGGAGCUCGCCGCUCUACGGGAGUCGCUAACACGACAGCAUGAACAGGAACUGGCUCGCACGGCUAAAAUCAAAGAAGGCGAGAUCCAGCGUCUUCGGACCGCACUUAACGCGCUGCGGGACGGCAGCGGGGAGAAAGUACGUACGGCGCUAACGUUGGAGGCCCGAGAGGAGGCCCGCCGUUUUUUUGACCAGGAGCGCGUGAAACUGCUGCAGGAAAUAGCAGAACUAAAGUCCACGAAACGUCAAACAGAUGAGGCGCUUAACACCAUGAUCAUAGCUGACAAGAUGAAGGCUGGUGACUUGCGUACAGAGCACCAAGCGCAUCAAGAACAAAUAACCAAGAUUAAGUGGGACUGUGAGCGAGACAUUCGACGAUUGGUGGAUGAAAUCAAAGCAAAGGACAAAACAAUCUUUUCAUUGGAAAAGGAGCUGGAAACAGCGACAGGUUUCGUUCAGAGGUUACAGCUGCAGAAAGACGCAUUGGACGAGCAGUUGUUUCUGGUUAAAGAGGCAGAGUGCAACCUGGGAAGCCCAAAAAGAGAAAUCCCCGGACGAGCUGGAGAUGGAGCUGAGCAAUGUGGGAGUCCGGACAUGAGGAGAAACCAGAGACGCCUCGCUGACCUGAAGUCCAACAUUCGCAAACUAGAGGACCGCAAUACAAUCUUAGUGGAUGAAAGAAAUGAGCUGCUGAAGCGGGUUCGAGAAGCGGAGAAACAGUGCAAACCACUACUGGACAAGAACAAAAUAUUGAGCAGGAAAAAUGAUGACCUGAGCCAAUCAAUCCAGAGGCUGGAGGACAAACUCAAGUCUUUAACCAAAGAGAAUAAUGAAAUGAAGGAGAAGAUUGGUUUCCAUCCUCCCCUGAAGAAGUUGAAGUCUCUGAAUGAUCUGGAUCAGGCCACUGAUGAUCAAGAGAUCGAGUUCCUGAAGCUACAGGUUCUGGAGCAACAGAGCAUGAUUGAUGAGCUGACACGGGAUAGAGAAAAACUCUUGAGAAAGAAGCGGCAUAAACGCAGCAGACCAAUAAAGAGACACAUAGUUGUAGAUACUUUCUAUGGGUACGAUGAAGAGUCAAUGGAUUCAGAGACUUCUUCUGUGGCAUCUCUGCGCAUGGAUCGAACCCCAGCUACACCAGAUGAAGAUUUAGAUGAGGGAAUGGCGGCUGAGGAGUCAGAGUUACGCUUUAAGCAGCUGACUCGGGAAUAUCAGGCUCUUCAAAGAGCUUACGCUAUUCUGCAGGAACAAAAAGGGGGCGUACUGGAUGCUGAAAUGGAGGCUAAGGCCCAUGAGCAGCUCCAAGCAGAUGUUCAGAGGUAUAAGGCUAAAAUUGAGGAUUUGGAAAAAGAGCUUGCCGUAAAAGGACAGGACUCCAAAUGGGUGGAAGAGAAGCAGCUGUUUCUCAGACGCAACCAGGAGCUUCUGGACAAGGUUGAAAAGUUGGAGAAUGAAAUUGGAAAACUACAGCAGGAACUUCAAGACUCUAAAGAUCAGAAUGAACUGCUAGAGUUUCGCAUACUGGAGCUGGAGGAGCGAGAGAGGAGAUCUCCUCAGUUUACGCUACAGAUUCAUCCAUUCUCUGAGGGGGUGAGCGCCCUGCAGAUUUACUGUAUAAAGGAGGGAGUGAAGGAUGUGUGCAUACCAGACCUCAUCAAACUGCUGGAUAUACUGGGGGACAAUGGGAACUUAAGAAAUGAGGAGCAGGUGGCCAUUAUUCAAGCAAGUACUGUGCUGUCUCUUGCUGAGAAGUGGAUUCAGCAGAUUGAAGGCACUGAAGCAGCUCUGCACCAGAAGAUGAUGGACCUUGAGCUGGAGAUGGAGAUGUUCCGCAAACAGAAGGGAUAUCUGGAGGAGGAACUGGACUACAGGAAACAGGCACUGGAUCAGGCUUACAUGCAAAUCCAGGAGCUGGAGGCAACGCUGUACAACGCACUACAGCAGGAGAAGGUGAUAAAGUACGGAGAAGCUCUGGAUGAGCUGCAGAAGGAUGAGUUACGUUCAGCUGUGGAGAAACUGCGCAGACAGAUGCUGCGUAAGAGCAGAGAGUAUGACUGUCAGAUUCUGCAGGAAAGGAUGGAGCUCCUGCAUCAGGCCCAUCAGAGAAUCAGAGACCUGGAGGAUAAGACUGAUAUUCAAAGAAGACAGAUCAAGGAUCUAGAAGAGAAGUUUUUAUUUCUGUUUUUAUUUUUCUCUCUUGCCUUUAUUCUUUGGCCUUGAUGUGUGUGACAUCUCCUGCUGCACAGGAUUUCAAGCAACCUGGAGCUGUCGCAUGCAACUGCAGUUUUCUGGUUGUAAUGACUCGAGGUGUAUCGUUGGAUGUUUUGUUUUGCUUGUGUGGAAUCGGGACAUUCAGAACGACGGACUCUACUGGGAACGCUGAACUGGGUUUGGCUUCUGGAUUGCAGAAACAAAGACCUCUGUGCAGUACCAGGACAAAAUCACACUUACAUCAGAAACCAAACUUGAGGACUGUGGAUUAUCUCUGCCAUGCAGGGACCCGUCAUGUCUUAACUACUUUCACUGCGACUACCACCAGCCGCAACUCACAAACCUCUUUCUUUCUCAAUCUGUCCAUCUGUCUGUCUUCCCACAUACACAAAUUUAAAAAAGGGAUGAACGCUUUGGCACACGCACGCACAUCAUCUGACAGGAGUUAUGGGUGCUGACUCAGGGUUAAUGGGUGAGAUGACAUCUCUGUUGUCAGGACCCCUCAGAAGAGGUGUCUUUCUCACUGCCUGAAUACAGAAAGGACACAGAGACAGACAGAGAGAGAGACCGUCCAUUACAAACCAUCUACACAAGCAGUUCUGUCUUCACUCCUAGAAAUUAGACUAGAUGAAACCAACUGUUAAGUUGAAACGUUUGACCGAUCCUGGUUUUUAAUUGUUUCUUUUUUGUUCAGUUAUUCCCUUCAUCUGGCCUCAUUCAUGAAAAAUAAGCAUAAAGUAUUCAUAAAACCAUUCUUAUGAUAAUUGGCUUGCUGUAUGAUGCUAUACUUUAUUAUGUAAUGAAACACAUGUUGAAUAAUCCUUAGAUAAAUAAAGACAUCAUGCAACAGUUUAUACAAAUAAAACUCUUCUGGUGUAAAUUGUCGCAUCACGUGACUAUGCAAGUAAAAGUCAUUUCUGCUGUAUUUGUCACAUCAUGUGACGGUUUAUGCAAUUAAUAUCAUUCUGGUGUAAACUGUUGCAUGAUCAUUUGUAUGUGAGUUUAUGUAAGAAGGGUUUCAUGAACGAUUCAAACAGAAAGUUUCCUGAAUGAGGCCUUAUCAUUGUCUUAUAAUACUCUUCUACGUCUAUGAUCAAAUGUACCUCUGUAGGAGUGCAGUGUAAUAUAUAUAGAUAUAUAAAUAUCCAGUAUGUUUGUUGAUAUGUACAUGUCAUGUGUCUUUAUCUUAUCCUGCAGUUUGAGCAAUAGUGUCGCUCUGCAGUUUAGAAAGUUAAAUUGCAUUGAGGUGUAUAUUGUGGUGAUGGCUGCAGAUGUUUUCUGCCUUCCUCGAAUGUCCAUGUAUUAAAUCAUAAAAACCCCUGUGCCCAA